This is a messenger RNA of Chrysochloris asiatica (Cape golden mole), 1037 nucleotides long. Its product is annotated as annexin A5-like. The record is from RefSeq and is a predicted model, not a curated record. NCBI's taxonomy places the organism in Eukaryota, Metazoa, Chordata, Mammalia, Afrosoricida, Chrysochloridae. Bases 72 to 1037 code for a protein of 321 amino acids. The transcript is spliced from 12 exons. Gene Ontology annotation, biological process: negative regulation of coagulation. Gene Ontology annotation, cellular component: cytoplasm. Gene Ontology annotation, molecular function: calcium ion binding; calcium-dependent phospholipid binding.
GCUCUCUAAACCUGCGAUCUCUCUCCUGUCUUGCAGUCUUGCAUCACCAUCUCCUGACCUGAGCAUUCGCCAUGGCACAGGUUCUCAAAGGCACCGUGACCAACUUCCCUGGCUUUGAUGAUCGGGCUGAUGCAGAAACUCUUCGGAAGGCCAUGAAAGGCCUGGGCACCGAUGAGGAGUCCAUCAUGACAUUGUUGACAUCCCGAAGUAAUGCCCAGCGUCAGGAAAUCAUUGCAGCUUUUAAAACUCUGUUUGGCAGGGAUCUUCUGGACGACCUGAAAUCAGAGCUGACUGGAAAAUUUGAAAAAUUAAUUGUGGCUUUGAUGAAACCCUCUCAGCUUUAUGACGCCUAUGAACUGAAACAUGCUCUAAAGGGAGCUGGGACAGAUGAAAAAGUCCUGACAGAAAUUAUUGCUUCAAGGACCCCUGAAGAACUGACAGCUAUCAAACAAGUUUAUGAAGAAGAAUAUGGCUCAAGUCUGGAAGAUGAUGUGGUGGGGGACACAUCAGGGUUCUACCAGAGGAUGCUAGUGGUCCUCCUGCAGGCUAAUCGAGACCCUGAUUCUGGAAUUAAUGAAGCACAGGUAGAACAGGAUGCUCAGACUUUGUUUCAAGCUGGUGAACUCAAAUGGGGCACAGACGAAGAAAAGUUUAUCACCAUCUUUGGAACACGGAGUGUAUCUCAUCUGAGAAGGGUGUUUGACAAAUACAUGACUAUAUCAGGAUUCCAAAUUGAGGAAACCAUUGACCGGGAGACCUCUGGUAAUUUGGAGCAACUACUCCUUGCUGUUGUAAAAUCUAUUCGAAGUAUACCUGCUUACCUUGCAGAAACUCUAUACUAUGCUAUGAAGGGAGCUGGAACAGAUGACCACACCCUCAUCAGAGUCCUGGUUUCCAGGAGUGAGAUUGAUCUGUUUAACAUAAGAAAGGAAUUUAGGAAGAACUUUGCCACCUCUCUUUAUUCCAUGAUUAAGGGUGAUACCUCUGGAGACUACGAGAAAGCCCUCCUGAUGAUCUGUGGAGGAGAAGACGACUAA